Molecule: messenger RNA, 213 nt
Organism: Brenthis ino (lesser marbled fritillary)
Lineage: Eukaryota; Metazoa; Arthropoda; Insecta; Lepidoptera; Nymphalidae
Source: the annotation of a GenBank genome assembly
AUGUCCAAUGUGGACACGGCUAAAACUAAACGAGACUUCGUCCGUCAGUCUGAGAAACCGAGGGGUGCGCACACCAUGAUAACCCAACUACGUUUAAUACACAUUCAUUUACUGCCAAUUACUUACAAGUACAAUACAACCGUACAAGACCAGGUUAUAAUGGCAUGCCCCACGCUGAUUAGUCUUGCAGCUGUGACCAAUAAAAAUAAGAUG